AUGGAGGCGAGCUCGGGGCCUAGCCGGAGUUCCAGCCAGGAGCCGGAUGGCCCAUGCGACGGAGAGGACCGCCUCAGCGCCCUCCCCGACGACCUGCUCCUCGACGUCCUCGCCCGCCUCCCCUGCGCCGCCGCCGCCGCCCGCACCGAAGUCCUCUCCCGCCGGUGGCUCGGCCUCUGGGCCAGCCUCCGCCAGAUCGUCUUCCGCGGCGUGGCCCUCCCGUCGCUCGAGGCGGCGCUCGGCCGCGUCGAUCUUCCCCUGCCCGCGGUUUCCCUCAUCAAAAUCCGCGUCCCCAUCAAGCAGCAGCAUCCCCAUCAACCCGUCCUCAAGGGCAAGGAGCACUGGAGAGACAGCGCAGGCGUCCCCAUCAACUCGCUGCUCCGCGCCGCCGCGCGGCUCGACCCGGAGAAGCUCGACUUCCGCAUCCCCUCCGGCAUAAUCGAGCGUGCCCUCGCUGUCGACCUGCCUUGCUUGCCCCGCGCCACCUCCAUCGCGCUCAACUUUUCCUCCCUCUUCUCCCUCGCCGCCGUGCCGGCCGGCGCCGAGUUCCCCGCACUCGAGACGCUGUCCCUGGCGCAAUGCACCACCAACCUCGACGGCUUGCUCGCCUGCUGCCCGCGCUUGCGCACGCUCCGCCUCAGCAGGGCUGUGUUCCUUGACUGCAUCAUUAGGGUCGUCAACUCGCCUCUGCUGCAGGAGCUUGUCGUGGAAUGCGAGGCCAGAUUGACACAGCGUGUCGUCAUUGUUGCUCCCGAGCUUAAGCAAUUGACCACCUCAUUUACAGCGGUGGUGGCGGUUAACAUCACCGUCUUGGCGCCAGUGGUGGAGAAGAUUUCAUGGCAGUGCUGCUACUUGGGGCCGUGUAUUGUGUUUGGUGUUUGGAGCCUCAACAAACUGCGGCUACAGUCGGCGGAGAGACAAGGAGAGCCAACGACGCUGUACAUUUAUGCCUGCGUCGACCCGUCUCCUUUUCGCGCUCAGGUGCACAACUUUAGGCAGGAGAUACAGAGGCACAUGGUUGCUGCCUUCUCCGUUUUCGAGCUGCAUCUCACAGCCAAGGGGCAUGCUUUCGGAGCGGUUGUGGUUCAUCUCCUUGGGAUGGAUCGAAUUAGUACUGCUACUCGGAGGCUUAAGGUCGUCCUACAUAGAUCAGAGUUGAAAGAAGUAUGCCCGACACACUGUCCUUGUGAGUCUCCGAACUGGAGGUCCCAGGCUAUCUCCUUGGAUGCUCUCGAAGAAUUGGAGUUCAAUGGAUUCGACGGAGCGGAUCAUGAGUUUGAUUUAUUGGAAUUGAUACUUGGAUGUGCACCGAUGCUAAAAAGAAUGAUUGUCAAGCUGUCCGAGGAGAUCUCGGCAAGUAAUGAUGGAUGUGCAAAGAUAGUCAACAUCUUCAAGCAGGCAUGUUCUUCUGUGGAAUGUGAUGUUUAUCACAGCUCGGGGAUAAUGUACAGCAGCCAAAAUUGCCCUUCCACAUGAUUGUCAACCUUAGGUCUGUCGAUCCGUGGUGCACAUUCACAAGAUCAUCCUUUGUUCUGUGGAUUCGUCGCGCGCUGCGCAUUGACAGGGUCUCGGGACUUUGCUUUGUUGUUUGAACUGGUCAUCUGGCGUGUUCUUUUACCAGUGUACUGUACUAGCUAUAUACAAGGUGCACAGUUAUAUGUUGUGUGGUUUCUCUGACAUUUGACUAUUGAAUUAAUGCACUCUACCUAUGUCGUGAAUCGUGAGUCAAUUA
Molecule: messenger RNA, 1732 nt
Organism: Triticum dicoccoides
Lineage: Eukaryota; Viridiplantae; Streptophyta; Magnoliopsida; Poales; Poaceae
Exons: 4
Coding region: 1-1476 (491 amino acids)
Molecular function (GO): protein binding
Source: RefSeq, a predicted model, not a curated record